CAAUACGGAGUCAUAAGAUGCCAUGGAUGUUUUGUUUACUACUCUGCUCCAGGAAAGACAGCUUCUCUUCCUUAUAGCCAGCAGCUAACUCACAUUCCUGCUGACAACAGAGAAAAUAGGUGUGUGUCAGCUGACAGCUGUGGGAUGCUAGCAUGGUAACUUUUGGGGAUUAACAAACAGAUUCUGCGCUGCUAAAUUAGCGUUUGUCGAGGCGGCGGGUGGCGUGAGAGUGCGGCGGUAGUAAUGUGGCCAAGGAGAGGGGCGUUUACAUAAAAAAAAAAAAAACAAAAAACACCCGAGUGUCUGUUUUAGCGUUAGCGAGCUAGCAGCUAUCUCUGUAGCAACCGUAGCUAGCGGGCUGUGACAGCUCCCAUGGACGGCGUAAAAGUGUGAACACCCCGCAGGCGGCUCACGCUAAGAUAAAUGUUGGCUCAAUGGCAAAAACUGAGCUGAGGAAUGGACUUUAUUUGCGAGACAGCACGGAGAAGCUGACAGAAAAUGGGACAGCCACCUCGCACGGUUCAGACGCAGAGGUAAACGGCAAUGUCGUCCCCGGAGAGACCCAGGUGGACAAGUACGGAUUCACAGGAGGAGGCCAGCAGUACUCCGAAGACUCUGCUGAAGAGGUCCCCAUUGAGGUGUUGAGACAGCGGGAGGCAAAAUGGCUGGAGAUGCUCAGCAGCUGGGACAAGUGGAUGGCCAAAAAAUACAAGAAGGUGAAAGAGCGCUGUCAGAAGGGGAUCCCUCCUUCCCUGCGGGGCCGAGCCUGGCUCUACCUCUCUGGGGGGAAAGUGAAAAGGGAGCAAAACCCGGGCAAGUUCCAGAAACUGGAUGAGCAGCCAGGAGAUCCCAAAUGGGUUGAUAUCAUUGAGCGGGACCUUCAUCGACAGUUCCCUUUCCACGAAAUGUUUGCGGCGAGAGGAGGUCAUGGGCAGCAGGACCUGUUUCGUGUGCUGAAGGCUUAUACUCUGCAUCGGCCUGAAGAGGGUUACUGCCAGGCUCAGGCUCCCAUCGCUGCUGUACUCUUGAUGCAUAUGCCAGCUGAGGAUGCUUUCUGGGUUCUCGUCCAGAUUUGUGAAAAAUACAUUCCUGGAUACUACAGUGCAGGGCUGGAGGCAAUCCAGCUGGACGGGGAGAUCCUCUAUGCUCUGCUGCAUCAGGUUUCCUCUGUGGCCUACCGCCACUUAAAGAAACAGAAGCUGGAGCCCACCCUGUGCAUGACAGAGUGGUUCAUGUGCAUCUUCUCUCGGACUCUGCCGUGGGCCUCGGUGCUGCGUGUCUGGGACAUGUUCCUGUGUGAAGGAGUGAAGAUCCUCUUCAAAGUGGGCCUGGUUCUCCUGAAAUGCACGUUGGGAACGCAGCAGAAACUAAAUGAUUGUCAAGGUCUCUAUGAGACAAUGGAGCUACUCCGAGCUAUAAAGCCGCAGUACAUGCAAGAAAGUUUCCUGGUGCAUGAGAUUAUGGAGUUAUCCGUAUCCGAGACAAAGAUUGAGAAGGAGCACAAUGCUCAGCUCCGGCGCUGGAAGGAGAGUCAUGGAGACCUGCACUGCAAGUCCCCUCCCAGGAUGCAUGGAGCUAAAGCCAUCAUGACCUCUGAGCCUGUCAGCAAACAACACCUGAAACAGAGACCUACUAUCAUCGUGGAGUCUCCCCUGGCACCCAAGACAGGUGGGGAGCAAGCAGAGGAUGCCACAAGAAAUGGAAAGAGUAAAAAGGAAGCUGAGACAAAGACGACACUCCCUCCAGAGGAGUUGGUUAAUCCUUACGCUCCCCCCCCUGACCACUCACCUCUCCUCGAACACACAACCAUACAGGAGUCCAAGGAGAGUCUGAGCAGUUUAGAGCAGGACACCUACCUGUAGCAGGGGAAUAUUUACCGCAGUUUACAAACAUCGAUCAUUCCAUACAGGCCUACCUGAGCAGUGACAUAAACCUUUCAGUAGAUCUGGACCAAGUAAUAAAACAGUUUUAGGAAUUUUUAUAGUCGGUUUGUAAAAUUGAACGUCUCACCACGAUUCACACUGCGAAACAGCUGCUGUAAUUCUCAACAUUUUCUGUAUCACUUUACUUAAGCAGGUUCUGCAUUUUUACCCACAGCCACGAACUUUUAAGAUGAAACGGUGGUAACAUUUUUACAUUUGAAAAUGGAAAUCAGAUGUGUAAUUUCCAGGGAGCAACAACAGAUGGCGACAGUGAGCGCCCCUGCCCCACAAGUUUUAAUCCUGUGGAGCAGGGGUCUCGAACUCGUGGCUCUUUAGCUCAUCUCUGGUGGCUCCCUAUGGCUUAAAAAACACUAGAUGAACAUGAAAACGGUUCUAAUUUUGCUGAACCUCAGUAGCAAUGGCUAUCACUGAUGUAGUCUUGAGUUCACCUAGAUAGCUAAAAUCUAAAAGAAAAUACCCUGUGGAGGAGAAAAAUAAAUUUGAGUGUGCAUGCACAGAUUUAUGUGCUUUCACCUACAGUGCCGCUGCCUUACUGGUAUGCUUGAUCCACUGCUGGAAUUGAAGCUUUCCUCCUUUUUUUUUUUUUUGGCUUAUUUUUACUAGAUUUAAAGGUAUUAUGUAAGCUGCUGCUUUUUAGGUCAAAGUAGGCUCAUUUUUUAUUCAAUUCAUUUGACUAAAUUGGGUUCUGCAGCGCUUUAAGGUGCCAUUGUUUCAAAGUCAACCUAAACAUGCUCAGAAUUUUUUUUUUUUUCUUCACUUCUCGACUGUCCAGUUUUGCUGGUAAUAAAAAAUAAGUUUUAGUUUUAGUUGCAUUAUUCCAUAAAUUAAACUAAAGCAUAUUUUUAUAAUCUAAAUCCAGCUUUAAAGUACUAAAUAAUCAUUAAUGGCCUACUGUAGAAUAAGUCACAUUUGGUAAAAGAUUUUAACUACACCUGUUAGUAAUGUUGAUAGGCUCACUUACGCUUAACAGGCUGUGCCGCUUCCAUUAAGAUAAGAGAAUAUAUAUUUUAUUUAUGGCUCCAUACAGAUUUUUGGGGGCCUAGAACUGCUUUAAAACUGCUCUUUUGAUAGAAAAGUUUGCCGAUCUCUGCCUUUGGGAGAACGAAGCUUGUGGCUAACUGUUAACACCUCCUGCUCUUUACCUCUUAAAAGCAGCGCUCUGAUUAUCUCCUCUCUUUCAAAAGAUGUAAAGACUGAGUCCUCAUUGAGGUCUUUUCAGGAGCACUUUGCUUUUUUUUCCAGUCUUCCUUUUUGCCUACAUCAGUCGCCAUGUUGACACUGCGUAGAUCCUGCUUCGCUGGUCUCAGUUAAUCGCACUAAAUCACAGAUGCACAGUUUAUCCGUGUGCUCAGUGGGGUCUGUGGUGCUGAGUUGAUCUCUGCUGUCACUGAACACUAGAGGGCGUCCUGAGAUGUGAUUAUCUCUCGGCCUCCAGCAGUGAGCAGCAGCCCUAGUCUUAACAACAACAACAAAAUGCACACAAGCUGUUUGACACUCAAAUCAAGGAUGAUUGUUCAGGGACAUUUUGUGCCACUAAGCCAAAGAUUUGUAAUGCAUAUUUUUUAAAGAUGUAUUCAUGAAGGUAAUUCAGUUGUGUCUGACAGUAUUGUCAGUUUGGGAGCGCGUGGAGUUUAUAUUUAUGUUGUAAAUGAAACGUGGUCAGUUUUGAAUAAUAAGCUGUUUUUGUACAAUCAUACUUAAAAGGUUUACGGUUUCAUCUGCUUUAAAUUUAACAAAUUAUUCUCAUAAAAUAAAAAAAGGAGAGCACUAGAAGAUUUUUAUUUUUUUUCUAAAAUCUAAUUUGUACCAAAAUGUAGAUUUCCUCCUGAAACCAGAAACCUACUGAAGAGUUUGAAAAUAAGUUAGUUUUUCAGACAAAAUCAAAGCAGUUGCAAGACAAAAGUUUACUGUAAGAGCGACAGAAGCCGAUGGAGCCGUAAACCUUUGAUGGUGAAGUGUAAAUACUCGUAUAACACAGAGAUGUUGCAAAUGAAGAAACUGUUAAACAGUCGACUUUUAACAUUACCAGCACAAGAUGUGGCUCUGCUCGGAGUCACAACCGUACAUUUUGAGGUAUUUUCAGUCAAAGAUUUUAUGAUUGAAAAAAUGGUUGUGGGUAUAUGUUUUGUUUUUAAGUAUAUGCUACGGGUUUAUUUUCUGUUAGGAAGCACUGUUUACUUGUGAUGUCCUCCGACUUUAUAAAGUCACACUGAAGAUUUUAAAACUUACAUUUUUAAGUAUUAUUAUUUUUUUUUUUUGUUCUUUUUGUUUGUUUUACAACACACACUUCAACAGUUUCUGCACACAGAUCUUUAACCGUCAUGAAGAGCUGAGCUCGAUCUGGGGAAGUGAUGUGAACGAGGCGUUAACCAGUCAUUUUAAAUAAGAGUUUUCUCCAAAAUCCACCAGAAUGUAUAAAAUGUACACUCCAUUAAGUUGCUAAGAUGCUGCUUAUUGUUAGUCAUUGCAACAGUUAUAUUUUGGGAAAAAAUAGCAUUUAUUUUGAUAGGAGCAUGUAAAUUUCUUAUAUUAUGCCUCAUUUGAUCUAAAAUGUGUAAAUAUUUUCCACCAAAGUCCAUUCAAAUCAAUAAAACUUGAACCUGGA
Molecule: messenger RNA, 4548 nt
Organism: Archocentrus centrarchus (flier cichlid)
Lineage: Eukaryota; Metazoa; Chordata; Actinopteri; Cichliformes; Cichlidae
Product: TBC1 domain family member 10A-like
Exons: 9
Coding region: 435-1862 (475 amino acids)
Biological process (GO): regulation of GTPase activity
Molecular function (GO): GTPase activator activity; small GTPase binding
Source: RefSeq, a predicted model, not a curated record